Messenger RNA from Ogataea polymorpha, 996 nucleotides. RefSeq lists its product as uncharacterized. Gene Ontology annotation, cellular component: nucleus; cyclin-dependent protein kinase holoenzyme complex; cytoplasm. Bases 40 to 933 code for a protein of 297 amino acids. NCBI's taxonomy places the organism in Eukaryota, Fungi, Ascomycota, Pichiomycetes, Pichiales, Pichiaceae. The transcript has a single exon. The record is from RefSeq and is a predicted model, not a curated record. Gene Ontology annotation, biological process: mitotic cell cycle phase transition; regulation of cyclin-dependent protein serine/threonine kinase activity. Gene Ontology annotation, molecular function: cyclin-dependent protein serine/threonine kinase regulator activity.
GAGGAGGACUACGACGUUUCGCAGUUUGUGAAUGAGCCAAUGUCGCCGAUCAUGAACGACAGAAUUGUCCAGGAGAUCACCAGAGCGUACAUCAAGCACUCCAAAGACUAUUUGGACCCGACCGACGAAGACACUUUUGACGUGUCGAUGGUGGCCGAAUACGGGAACCAGAUCUUCAACUACCUCCACGAGCUCGAGUACAAAUACGCCCCUAACCCAAGAUAUGUCGAGGAGGUGCAAAAUGAGCUGACUUGGGAGCACCGGGCAACACUGAUGAACUGGCUGGUGCAGCUGCACGCGCGGUUCAACCUGCUACCAGAAACGCUGUUUCUUGCUGUCAACAUCAUCGACCGGUUCUUGUCGGUGAAAACAAUCUCGCUGUCCCGCUUCCAACUGUGUGGUGCCGUUGCUCUGUUCAUUGCUGCCAAAUACGAGGAAAUCAACGUGCCCACCAUCAAGCAGAUGAUAUACAUGGUGGGCGACCAGUUCACGAUCCCAGAGUUCUUGCGCGCUGAAAAAUUUAUGGUCGAGGUGCUGAAGUUCGAGUUCGGCUGGCCGGGACCAAUGUCGUUUCUGCGCCGGGGCUCCAAAGCCGACGACUACGACAACGAGGUGAGAACGCUGGCCAAAUAUUUCAUCGAGGUGACCAUCAUGGACCCCAGGUUUGUGGCCUCUGCUCCCAGCUGGCUGGCGGCCGGUGCGCAAUUCCUGGCGCGCAGGAUGCUGGGCCGUGGGCACUGGACCGAUCUGCACGUUUUCUACUCGGGCUACACUGCAGAGCAGCUGGAGCCGUUGGCCGAGGCGGUGGAAGAGUGCUGUUUGCGCGCGGCAGCGCACCACCAGGCGGUCUACGAGAAGUACAGCGAGCGCCGGUUCAAGAGGUCUGCUAGGUACGUGCGGGACUACCUCGAGGCUCUGUAUCAGGAGGAGUAAGGCGGUUCCUUGAGAUUUACAGUAUUUACGCUAUGUAGUAGUAGGGUCGAGUAAUACCACGUG